UGUCCAUAUUUCCACUCUUAUAAAAGACAUACCUGGAAGGUAUGUAAGCCUAUUUGCGUUUUGGUGUAAAGUCGCUUUCUCGAGUCAUUCGUAUUUACGUUUUAGUUGUUGCAGAUGCCUACUCGAUGGGCAAUUAAUCACGCGAUCGAUUUGAACCAACGAAACAGUCAAGGGGGAAUAAUAGAUAGCUUUACACCAGCACAUAUAGUCAUGAGGUAUAGCAGGUGUAUUUGAAUCUUUUAUGUGACAUUGUUUUACGAAAGAAAACCUCGACUUUUACAUUGAAGGAGAAUGUACCCGCGGACAUUUACAAUAACCCGUAUCGAUGUUGAUGCUAGCUUCACAUCUGCACCCAUCAUAUCAACAAAAUAUGAAAUUAGAAAGUUGUGUGUCGUACAACGGCUAGAUUACUAACACUUUACGGGAUUAAUUGAAAUAAAUGGAUGAAGAAAACAUGUUUAAACUCUUAAUAAAGUUAACCCAAGAUGGACAUAUGUGCAUGAUUAGAAAUAUACUAGAGGGACAAAGUGAAAUUAAGAAAUGUAUAAAUGCACAUUUAGGAAAAUCUGGAGAUACUCUGUUGCACUAUGCGGCGCGACAUGGGCAUUUAGAUAUUCUGAUGUAUUUCGUUGAAAAAAUGGGCAUGGACAUCGAGUUGUACAAUAAUGAUUACAAGAGGGCUUUGCACGAAGCGUCUUCCAUGAGCCAUCGGACAUGCGUUCAAUAUCUUGUAGACAAGGGAGCAAUAAUUGACUGUCUAAAGAAAGCAGAUUGGACUCCUCUCAUGAUGGCUUGCACCAGACGGGACCUUGAAGUUAUCCAAGUGCUUUUGAAUCACGGCGCUAACCCAACUCUUCAGAAUAAGGAUGGCUGGAACUCGUUCCACAUUGCAUGCCGAGAGGGGGAUGCAGCUGUGAUACAGUACCUACUGCUGGUCAGACCUGAGGUGUGGAGAACGGAGAGCAAGACCCGCCGGACACCACUACAUACUGCUGCUAUGCAUGGCUGUCUAGAAGUUGUGGAGAUUCUUCUCAAGAGGUGUGCUUAUAAACCCAAUGAGAGAGACAGCUGUGGAGUUACUCCAUUUAUGGAUGCUGUGAGAAAUGGACAGCUAGCUGUAGCGAAGCUGCUUCUGGAGAGGCACCAAGCCUCGCCCACUGCUGUAGAUAUUCUAGGAGCACAGCCCUUACACCAGGCCUCUGUGACAGCCAAAGAUGAGGCUCUGUGUUUCCUUGUACAGGAUCUCAGCAUAGACGUGAACACAAGAGCCACAAAUCUGGAGCUUACAGCCCUACAUUAUGCUGCUAAGGAGGGUCAUACAAACACUAUAAAAACACUGCUGCAGUUGGGUGCUGAUCUUCAUGCAAAAGAUAAUAAAGGAAGAUCAGCUUUACACAUGGCAUGCAUUGGGCAGCACGCAGCCGCAGCCAGAACUCUACUGCAGCUGGGACUCAUGGAUGCAGUGGACUUCGCGGGUACAACGGCCAGGCAAUAUGGCAAAAAAUCAGAUAUAACCAAGUUGUUUGAUAGCCUUGAAGAGAUACAGCCUUAACAGAUGGUUCUAAAAACACUUAUACUAAAUAGAUUUGCAAAAAGAUCUUUGCAAAUAUAUUUGGAAUAAAUCAAGUGUAGAAAUGUGCAGACUUUUCCUUUUGUUUUCCUUGAGAAAAGCUAUUUCAGCACCACUUCCUAUUUAAGCAAGGGGUCUGAAGAUUUUGAAUGAAAUAAAAUUAAACUGAA
Molecule: messenger RNA, 1740 nt
Organism: Electrophorus electricus (electric eel)
Lineage: Eukaryota; Metazoa; Chordata; Actinopteri; Gymnotiformes; Gymnotidae
Gene: ankrd16
Product: ankyrin repeat domain 16
Molecular function (GO): protein binding
Source: RefSeq, a predicted model, not a curated record